This is a messenger RNA of Mobula hypostoma (lesser devil ray), 859 nucleotides long. It is a transcript of the gene lyrm4b, whose product is annotated as LYR motif-containing protein 4. Gene Ontology annotation, cellular component: L-cysteine desulfurase complex; mitochondrion. The record is from RefSeq and is a predicted model, not a curated record. Gene Ontology annotation, biological process: iron-sulfur cluster assembly. NCBI's taxonomy places the organism in Eukaryota, Metazoa, Chordata, Chondrichthyes, Myliobatiformes, Myliobatidae. The coding region runs from base 143 to 466 and encodes 107 amino acids. The transcript is spliced from 4 exons.
AGGAGCACGCCGCCUUUGCCGGUCACAGAGUGGGGGCGGGAGGGACGCCGCUCGGAGCGCGCCACGGCCUUUCAACCGGCAGCGGCCGAGGCCUCCUCGCGCGGGGUCCUGUCGCCUCGGCUCGAAGGUCCCGAGCAGGAAAAUGGCGGCGCCCAGCAGCAGGGAGGUGCUGUCUCUCUACAGGAUGAUGUUGAGAGAAAGCAAGAAAUUUCCCAGUUACAAUUAUAGGACAUUUGCACUCCGGAGGAUUAGGGAUACUUUUCGAGAACACAAAAAUGAGACAAGUACUGAAGUUAUUCAAGAGCUAAUAGAAAAGGCUAAAACCAACACAGAAGUUAUUAGGAGACAGAUCCUGCCAAUAGAGAUUAACCAAAAUCAAUUCAAUGAAUGGAACAAGAUGCUAUCAAGAUAUAUAUGGCAAGGUGCUCAUCGGCCACUUGUAUACCACACAAAAGCUCGUCAUUGAAAAUCAGUGAAAGUGAUCACUUGGAGCUUUCAAUCUACUUUGUGCCAGUGGUGAUAUACUAACCUUCAGGAAUUCAAUCUUCUCUCUCUACUAUGUUUGGCAACACUGGAAAAGACUAUGGAAGCAAGACUUACACAGCGGUGUAAUCAAUACAUUUAACUCUCCUCCUAAAUUGCAAUAUUGCAAAUUUUUUUCAAUUCUGUAGUAAUGGUUAAGGUCAGCUAUGUAAUUAAAAAUGCAUAAUUUGUAAUCCCAAUGUAAUGUUUAAUAUUCAAUGUUGCACAUACUAAUGAGCAGAGACAGUCUAUGGUUAAAUAUUAGUUUUCUGUUCGAUCAAUAAAAGAACAAUAAAAACUCCCUAAUGAAGUAUGUACUCAAGGCUACUAUUUUGUC